Messenger RNA from Cherax quadricarinatus, 3677 nucleotides. NCBI's taxonomy places the organism in Eukaryota, Metazoa, Arthropoda, Malacostraca, Decapoda, Parastacidae. The record is from RefSeq and is a predicted model, not a curated record.
AUUAUCAUUAACUUUAUUUCUUUACAUGCUAUUACUGAAGCAUGCAUUUUUUUAUGAAAAUUAAAAACACUUUAAUUUACUCUGAAGAGGCAGAGUAAUGACUACUAGCUCAACAUUUCAGGUAAAUGAUGGAAAGUUCCAGGUUCUUCAGCUUGUAGGAAUGUUGCGGUGCAUUGCUUCAGGAAUGCAGUACCUCAGUGAGAUGAAUUAUGUGCACCGUGACCUAGCUGCUCGAAAUGUACUUGUAAAUGCCCAACUCAUGUGCAAGAUUGCUGACUUUGGGUUAUCAAGGGAGAUUGAAAGUCACACAGAAGGAGCAUAUACCACAAGGGGAGGUAAAAUCCCAGUUCGAUGGACUGCACCAGAGGCAAUUGCAUUUCGCAAGUUUACAAGUGCAUCUGAUGUUUGGAGUCUGGGUAUUGUUAUGUGGGAAGUCAUGAGUUACGGAGAAAGACCAUAUUGGAACUGGAGCAACCAAGAUGUCAUAAAGAGUAUUGAAAAGGGUUAUCGUUUGCCAGCACCCAUGGAGUGUCCAGAAGCCAUUUACCAACUUAUGUUAGACUGCUGGCAGAAGGAGCGCAAUCAUCGUCCAAAUUUUGCAUCCAUUGUACGGACUCUAGAUAGACUGAUCCGUACUCCUGAGGCUCUCAACAAAGUGGCUCAGAACAGGUGUACAACAGCCUUGGGUCUAGAUUCGGUUGACAUGACCCAGCUGACCUCUAUAGAGGACUGGCUUGCUUCCCUGAAGAUGAGUCGAUAUGUGGAAAACUUCCAGCGGACAGGCCUCACUGAUUUGGAAGAAGUGGCUCGCCUGACUCAGCAUGAUCUAACUCGGUUUGGUAUCACACUAGCUGGCCACCAGAAGAAGCUUCUGCAGAGUAUACACACCUUGCGCACACAGCUGGCCGUCAACAUGUCUGAGGGCUUCCUAGUAUAGUGCCACUACUCUAGCUAAUGCCAACACUUGGUACUGAGUUAGGGUAAAGUAGUCAGGUGGACUAAUGUCCAGGUCCAGAAUGAAUGUGAUGUCCACUGGUGCGUCAAGUUGGACCUGAAGGCCAUCAUCGUCUAUGUGAAAAUGUGAUAAUGAAAGAGGGAAAGACACUAAGAUUUGUUCAGGGCAGGGUAUAAAGUGCAUUUUUUAUGUUAUUUAAAUGCAAUAAAGUGAAAAUUGUCCAUAACAAAGACAAGAUUUUUCCAAAAUACUGUAGCUCAAGAAUACCCUGUAUCCUAGAGUAUGAAGUAUAUAUGGGGAAGCAUGCCUCUGAGCAGCAAAUGACUACUUAACAUUUUUGAAGUGCUCCCACCCUCUCCUUCUUGUGAUAUUUUCAUGGCCAAUGGUGUGUUGGAGACAGAAUUGUGGUGCACAUGUGUGUGGGCUGGCGAUGGAACAAACAGCUGUGAGCAGCUCCCACAAUCAUGUCUGUGGAGGGUUGAUAAGCUUGCCUGUCACAUCCGUGCAUUGUACACCACUCCUGAGAUUUGACCCUUAGUGUAAUUGUUGAUAUUCCAUUUGCUGCCAGACCUUAUUCUGCCAAAGUCUAGUAUUGGUGUUGUCCUUUCUACCCUUUGAUGAACUCUCGGAGACUGUUUCCUGUUUAAGCUUCUGCCAGCGUCUCACUAUCUACUGAGAGACUAAGUUGCCUGUCUGUGGUGAACUGCAGUGUAGUGUGUAUUAAAAAUUGCUCAUGCACACUAGCUGGAUAAAUCAGAAAAAUACUGGGUGAACACAGGCCAGCAAAGAAAGAGCUCUGUGCAAAAAAAGCUUAACUUCAAAAGCGGCUUAUUAGGGGGAUUCUUUCAAUCCUUGGAGGACUUGAAAGACAUUGCAAACUAGAAAAUUGCCAAGAAAAGAGAGAACCUCCCUCCUGACGCACAUAUCACUUAUCCCAUCAUGUGAACAUCCGGCCAUUCCCCGCUCCCUUUCCUCCCUCCCUCCCGCAGGACCCAACUGCUGUAGUUACACUACCUUGUCGUUACCUAAGUCAGAUAAUGCAGUGCUGGUAAAUGGCUGGGUGUCAGUAAAUUUGAUGAUUGUGUUUGGAGAAGUAUAAUUUUGAUUGCAAUGAAUUAAAAAGUUUUUUUUUUUGACAAAGUACAGUACUGUAUUCAGAUAUCUCACUUUAGUAGAGUGAAGAUUUCUUUAACCAAUGCUUAUAAUCUAAGCUUAAAAGCUACAUACACUCUUCCAUUCACUAACACAGCAAGAGUGUCGAACUACCCUUUCAGUGUCUGUCCAGUCAUCCCAUGGUGUCCUGCACUGUCCUCUCUCUUUUUUUUUUUUUUUUUUUUUUUUUUUUUUUUUUUUUUUUGCACAGGAUUACGUGUACUUGCAUAAAUUUAUUAGUUUUUUUGUGUAAUCAUGUGUUUCAGUAUCAUUGGACCAUAUUGUAGCUUGAUUUAGUCACACUGUUGUAUCCUUUGAUGUAACAUUACAACUUUAAUUCCAAAACAAUUUAUUUACAAUUCGUCAAAUGAUUUGUGAAUACCAAGUGCAUGUUUGUGUAUCCUUUGUAAUAUUGUUAGCAAAAGCCUAUGUUUUUGGGAACAUGUGUGAUGACUAGAUAAUCAAAAUUUUGUAGAUCUUAUUUAGCAUAUAGGAAUUUCUACAAAAGCACCAAGCAAUACAACUCACUGACAUAAGAAAUGUGUAACUUGCUGUGUUGUUACUGUAAAGUAAUGAGUAACAAUCAAAAAACAUCCUUGACUGUGUAGGUAGGUAUUUUCAUACGUCAGCUUCAUAAUAAUAAUAGAAGAACAAACUUAGAAUGUAAGUCCCAAAGAAGGAGGAAGGAAGGAGUGAGUAUUCCUAGGGAAGUUCCGUGUGUGAUAAUUUUGGAUUCUUGUAUUUUGGAAAGGGGAGGGAGAUAAUGUGGCAAAGUGGUCCACAACCCUUGUGCCAGAGUGGGCCACUGGUCUUCACAUUCCACACCCUCUCAGUUAUGGUUCCUUGUCAGGGUGUUUGCCACUAGAAUUGUUCCUAUUAAUAUGUAAUUCAGCUUGCAUAAAGUUUUAGCCAAUCAUUUCAAGUAGCUUUCAAAAAGUGGUCUUCGAUUUGCAAAUUUAAGUUGCUGCAUCUUUUGUCACGAGUAUGUGUAGUUAUUUGCUUUUAGUCCUUUUGUUACAGGGAAUAUUUUUUUCUGAUGAAGCCUCAGGGCGACCACUUUCACUGCCUCAUUGACAGUUCCGAGAAUCAAGCAAUCGUCCAGGGCAGCGUGGUGGAAGCAUUAGGGCUUUUUGGAGGAAGGUUGCCAAACAGGAGGACAAUGUUUUUAGUGUGCUAUUGACAGUUUGACUGAUAUUUCUACAUUAUAUACUUGUGGAGCACAGAUAAUUUUCCUUGGGUGCAAAGAUAUUAUUUUAUGUCAUGGCAAGGUGUGUUUGGUUAAAAAUAUAAGAGGCUAGGUCACUGUUGGCAGUUCGAGCCUUCCCCUUGGCAAGUCCAAAUGCUAUCACAGCUGUUGUUUUGCUUUGUGGCAAAUUCCCUGACAGACCUCAAGAGACGUGUCUUAUUUUCUUACUGAUGUAGUCUCACAAUUACUUUGUGUGUCUUCUAUUACCAUUACUAUCAUAAUCAGCGGCAUAUUCUCCGGCAACUUCCCAUAAGUGUGGGAAACUACAAUGGAAAUGCUGUGUAUGCUAUAUACAGCUAGACAGUUAUAUCCAAUACACAUACA